AUGAUUAUGGACAGAACCGCCGCUAACUUGAUUCUUGACGGAAGUAGGAUGAUGGACAAAUCUUCGUGCAUGAUGGCGGUAUCGCAUCUCAUUCAGCAAACAGCGCCACUUCCGGACCAGACUGUACUUACUUCCGGUGCCAUGGAACCUAGAAUUGGCCACAACAUGGACAGCAAACAGAUGGAGCGAUUAGACAUGUCUCGUACGCCGACCAGCUCUCUGCUGUCUGACGACGACGACGACGACGACGAUAAUGGCGUUGAUGAUGACAAUGAUGAUGACGAUCUUGACGUCGGAAGUUUCUCCGGCACGUCAACGUUGUCCCAACAGAACCGACGCUUCGCCGACGUGAAGCCGCCGUAUUCGUACAUUGCUCUCAUCACCAUGGCGAUAGAGAGUUCCGGUUCUGGGAUGAUGACCUUGAACGAGAUCUACCAGUUCAUCAUGGACCGGUUCCCGUACUUCAAGGAGAAUCAACAGCGCUGGCAGAACUCCAUUCGGCACAACCUCUCCCUCAACGACUGCUUCGUGAAGGUGCCCAGGGCUCCGGGAAGACCGGGCAAGGGAAACUACUGGGCCCUGCAUCCAGGGUGUGGUGACAUGUUCGGAAACGGAAGCUUCCUGCGCCGCGCUAAGAGAUUCAAGCUGCAGAAGUUUCGACGCAACGAAUCGGCCACCAUCCAGCACGUGAGUUCUUUCGGACACUUCAGCCUGUACGGCACCCCACAGAGCUACAAGGGAUACCCGAGUCUGAAUCACCUGGGGCUUGGAGCUCUCUCCCAAGGACUACCCCAACACCAGCAGUACGGACUUGCGGCCAAAUCGGAAUCGUGGAAUCCCGCGGCGACGGUGGCAGGGUACUCUGCGUACUACAACGCCAACAACAUGAACAAUUCUCUGACGGGGUCUCCGCUGGGGACGUCGCCGUUGGGGAAUUCUCCACUGAACAUGAACAAUUCGUAUCUUCCCAUCAGCCAGGUGCCGUCGAUGACGUCUGCCAAUCCAGGUCUGUCCAGCUUUCCGUCGUCCAUAGGGCAGCCGUCGUAUUCCUGCUCUCAAUACUCAUCCCAGCCACAGUUCCGGUUGUAA
Molecule: messenger RNA, 1089 nt
Organism: Gigantopelta aegis
Lineage: Eukaryota; Metazoa; Mollusca; Gastropoda; Neomphalida; Peltospiridae
Product: forkhead box protein D1-like
Exons: 1
Coding region: 1-1089 (362 amino acids)
Biological process (GO): anatomical structure morphogenesis; regulation of transcription by RNA polymerase II; cell differentiation
Molecular function (GO): RNA polymerase II cis-regulatory region sequence-specific DNA binding; DNA-binding transcription factor activity, RNA polymerase II-specific
Source: RefSeq, a predicted model, not a curated record